AUGGCCGCGCUGCGCGCGCUGCAGCAAUGGUGCCGGCAGCAGUGCGAGGGCUACCGAGACGUGGACAUCACCAACAUGACCACGUCGUUCCGCGACGGCCUGGCCUUCUGUGCCAUCCUGCACCGCCACCGGCCCGAUCUGCUGGACUUCAGCAAGCUCAGGAAGGAAGACAUCUAUGAGAACAACAAGCUGGCCUUCACUGUGGCUGAGGAGAAGCUGGGCAUCCCUGCCCUGCUGGAGGCCGAGGACAUGGUGGCCCUGAAGGUUCCUGACCGGCUAAGUAUCCUAACUUACGUGUCCCAGUAUUACAACUACUUCCAUGGACGUUCUCCAAUUGGGGGUAUUGCUGGUGUGAAGCGGGCGCCCGAGGGCUCCGCCGAGGGACCAUCAGGAAAGAAGGCACUACCCCAGCUGGCCACAGCGACCUCGCCUGCCCCUGCCCGAGGGCCCCCAUCGUCCCCUGGCAGGACCAACUCUGUGGUCCAGAGGAAGGAGGAGGGCCCGGCCACUAAGUCUCCCGGGUGUGGGUGGCUGAGCCUGGUGUCACCUGGGGUCAGUGGCUCCCGCACCUGCUUCCCCCAGGGCCUGCUCAGCAGCAUCUGCGCCAUCUGCGGCAAGCACGUGCACCUGGUGCAGCGGCACCUGGCCGACGGGAAGCUGUUCCACCGCAGCUGCUUCAGGUUGAAGCCACCGCACCCAGGCACCGGGGAGUCCGUCAGCCUCACCCAUGCCGCCCAGCAUGCCAAAGCCAGCCCUCCUGGCUCCCGAGUGCCAGGAGGAGCUCUCGGGCAGCAGGCGGCCAUCCCCAUGGACACUGGGUCCCCCAGCACCCCGAGGAAGGGCCAGGAGGCAAACGGGCUGAGGGCAGCCUGGGAACCCGCACGGACCCGUGCAGCUGCCUCUCGGGCUGCCACCCCCAGCCCCCUCAGCCCGACAGUCACCACCACCACUGUGCGUGUGGCUAACAGCUCCCCGACUGGCUGGAAGUCACCUUCCCAGGGCACAGCGGUGGUGGCCUCUCCCCUGUCCCUGGAUCCUUGCCCGGCUGUGCCACCAGGCCCCAAAGCACAAGAGGCCACUCUCCCGACCAAGCCCUCAGGUGAGGCGGGGGCCCCAGGCUGGAGGCUGCAGGCGUCCAGGACCCAGCAAGCCCGAGAGAGGUUCCUCCAGCCUCCAGCCACCACUGCCACAAGCAUGGCCAUCACCACCAGGAUCACGGCCACUGCUGCCAUGACCAUGGCUACCAGUACCACGGCCACCACCACCAGCACAAUGGCCACCACCACCAAGGCCACGACAACCACCACCAAGGCCACGACAACUACCACCACCAACGCCAUGACCACCACCAGCAAGGCCACAACCACCACCACCAAGGCCACAACAACCACGACCAAGGCCACGGCCACCACCACCACCACCAAGGCCACAACAACCAACACCAAGGCCACAACCACCACCACCAAGGCCAUGGCCACCAGUACCAUGGCCACCACCACCACCACCACCAAGGCCUCAACAACCACCACCAAGGCCACUGCCACCACCACCAAGGCCACGGCCAUCAGUACCACGGCCACUGCCAUGGUCACCAGUACCCACCCAGCUGCUUCUGGUGACAGCAGCAGGGAGCGAGCACUGAGCCUUCUCAAGAAGGCCCUGCCAGGACUGGCGGGGACUGACAUGCAGGUGUCUGCCAGGCCUUUCCCAGCCGCCUCCUCGGCCCCAGACCCCCAACCCAAAGCGGAACAACCACAAGCCAGCCCCCCAGCCAGGCCGCUGCCUCCUUCUAGGACCCCUGUUCCCACUGGAAAGGCAGAGCUGAUGGCGUCCCCCAGUGUGGGCCACUCCUCCGCGACAUCCACACCCCGGGCACACGGGGGUCUCACAGCUGUGCCCACGGGGACGAAGCCAGAGCCCCCAGUAGCUCAGGGCCCAGAAGGCCAGGACGGACCUGCGGGGUGGCGGGCCCACCUGAGGCCCGUGGAAGCCCGGAGGAACCCAGCCCCGAGGGGUCCGGAGCCGCAGACACCACCAGGAAGCCAUGUUCCCAGGAGGGACAGCUCCAGGAGGGCCUCGGGGGACUCCCAGGGGAGCACCCGCGUCACUCUGACCCCCAUGAGCCCUGCAGCUGCUCUGCAACCCCCGCCGGCCACUGCAACUCCCUCCCCCAGCCGCCGCCGCCGACUGGCCGUGCCCCCCAGCCUGGACAUCUCUGACGAUUGGCUUCAGCCUGAGCCCUUGGGACAGCGAGCCCAUGGGAAGGAGCGGCCAGACAAGCCCCCUUCGGGGACCAGUGCAGGGAGGUCCUUGGGCCCGGCGGUGACUUCCCCAGUGAGGCUGCACCCUGACUAUGUCCCUGAGGAGGAGAUCCAGAGGCAGCAGCUGGACAUCGAGGCGCAGCUGGACGCACUGGAGCUCAGGGGCGUAGAGCUGGAGAAGCGCCUACGGGCGGCCGAGGGUGAUGCCACCGAGGACGCCCUCAUGGUGGAGUGGUUCCAGCUCAUUCACGAGAAGCAGCAGCUGCUGCGGCUGGAGUCGGAGCUCAUGUACAAGUCCAAGGACCAGCGCCUGGAGGAGCAACAGCUGGAUAUCCAGGACCAGCUGCGCCAGCUGAUGGCCAAGCCCGAGGGCCUCAAGUCCCCGCGGGAGCGGCGGCAGGAGCAGGAGCUGCUGGAGCAGUACCUGAGCACGGUGAAUGACCGCAGUGACAUCAUCGACUCCCUGGACCAGGACCGGCUCAGGGAACAGGAGGAGGACCAGGUGCUGCAGAACAUGAUCCAGAGCCUGGGCCUGCAGAGGAAGAAAUCCAAGUUCCGCUUGUCCAAGAUCUGGUCCUCGAAGAGCAAGAGCAGCUGA
Messenger RNA from Ochotona curzoniae (black-lipped pika), 2859 nucleotides. It is a transcript of the gene MICALL2, whose product is annotated as MICAL like 2. The transcript is spliced from 17 exons. The coding region runs from base 1 to 2859 and encodes 952 amino acids. Gene Ontology annotation, molecular function: protein binding. NCBI's taxonomy places the organism in Eukaryota, Metazoa, Chordata, Mammalia, Lagomorpha, Ochotonidae. The record is from RefSeq and is a predicted model, not a curated record.